AUGGCUCCCGUUAUGCGCCUGGGCUCCGCCGCCCUGAGGUCCUCCUUCAACCUCGCUUCUCGCCAGACUGCCUUCACUGCCGCCAGAUGCUACUCUUCCAAGACUCAGACUCUCAAGGAGCGCUUCGCUGAGCUCCUCCCCGAGAAGAUCGAGGAGAUCAAGGCCCUCCGCAAGGAGCACGGUUCCAAGAUCGUCGACAAGGUCACUCUCGACCAGGUCUAUGGCGGUGCCCGUGGCAUCAAGUGCCUUGUCUGGGAGGGUUCCGUCCUCGACGCCGAGGAGGGUAUCCGUUUCCGCGGAAAGACCAUCCCCGAGUGCCAGGAGCUCCUCCCCAAGGCUCCCGGUGGCAAGGAGCCCCUUCCCGAGGGUCUCUUCUGGCUUCUCCUGACCGGUGAGGUCCCCUCCGAGCAGCAGGUCCGCGACCUCUCUGCCGAGUGGGCUGCCCGCUCCGAUAUCCCCAAGUUCAUUGAGGAGCUCAUCGACCGCUGCCCCUCUGACCUCCACCCCAUGGCUCAGCUCUCCCUCGCCGUCACCGCUCUCGAGCACACCUCUUCUUUCGCCCGUGCCUACGCCAAGGGUAUCAACAAGAAGGAGUACUGGGGCCACACCUUUGAGGACGCCAUGGACCUCAUUGCCAAGCUCCCCACCAUUGCUGCCCGCAUCUACCAGAACGUCUUCAAGGGCGGCAAGGUCGCUGCUGUCCAGAAGGACAAGGAUUACGCCUUCAACUUCGCCAACCAGCUCGGCUUCGGCGAGAACAAGGACUUCGUUGAGCUCCUCCGUCUGUACCUCACCAUUCACACCGACCACGAGGGUGGCAACGUCUCUGCCCACACCACUCACCUUGUCGGCUCUGCCCUCAGCUCUCCCUUCCUUUCCGUCGCUGCCGGUCUUAACGGUCUCGCCGGUCCCCUCCACGGUCUUGCCAACCAGGAGGUCCUUAACUGGCUCACCGAGAUGAAGAAGGUCAUCGGUGAUGAUCUCUCCGAUGAGGCCAUCACCAAGUACCUCUGGGAUACCCUUAACUCCGGUCGCGUUGUUCCCGGUUACGGCCACGCCGUCCUCCGCAAGACCGACCCCCGCUACUCUGCCCAGCGCAAGUUCGCCCAGGAGCACCUCCCCGAGGACCCUAUGUUCCAGCUCGUCAGCCAGGUCUACAAGAUCGCCCCCAAGGUUCUCACCGAGCACGGCAAGACCAAGAACCCCUACCCCAACGUCGAUGCCCACUCCGGUGUUCUUCUCCAGCACUAUGGUCUUACUGAGGCCAACUACUACACUGUUCUCUUCGGUGUUUCCCGCGCCAUUGGUGUCCUUCCUCAGUUGAUCAUCGACCGCGCCGUCGGUGCCCCCAUCGAGAGGCCCAAGUCUUUCUCCACUGAGAAGUGGAUCGAGAUCGCCAAGAAGCUGUAA
This is a messenger RNA of Sordaria macrospora k-hell, 1410 nucleotides long. RefSeq lists its product as uncharacterized. Gene Ontology annotation, biological process: carbohydrate metabolic process; tricarboxylic acid cycle; citrate metabolic process. Gene Ontology annotation, cellular component: mitochondrial matrix. The record is from RefSeq and is a predicted model, not a curated record. Lineage: Eukaryota; Fungi; Ascomycota; Sordariomycetes; Sordariales; Sordariaceae.